Molecule: messenger RNA, 2885 nt
Organism: Musa acuminata AAA Group (dessert banana)
Lineage: Eukaryota; Viridiplantae; Streptophyta; Magnoliopsida; Zingiberales; Musaceae
Product: serine/threonine-protein kinase-like protein CR4
Exons: 1
Coding region: 1-2694 (897 amino acids)
Biological process (GO): protein phosphorylation
Molecular function (GO): ATP binding; protein kinase activity; protein binding
Source: RefSeq, a predicted model, not a curated record
AUGAACAGCGUUAGGCCUGGAUUUCUCGUUCAAGCUGCAGUUUUGGUGAUCGUUUGUGGCUCAAUUUAUGUGGGGGUCUCCGGCCUCGGAUCAAUGUCCUCCAUCGCUGUCUCUUACGGUGAGAAUGGACCAGUCUUCUGUGGUCUAAGCUCAGAUGGGUCUCACAUGGUCUCCUGCUUCGGUGCUGAUGCUUCCAUCGUCUAUGGUGCUCCUAUUAGGCUCCCCCUCCUGGGUCUCACGGCCGGUGAUGGAUUCGUCUGUGGGCUCCUUUUGGAUGCCUACCAACCCUACUGCUGGGGGAGCAACAUCUACGUCAAGAUGGGGGUGCCGCAGCCCAUGGUGGAAGGCGCGGCCUACUCGGAGAUCAGCGCCGGUGAUGACCACCUCUGUGCCCUCCGCAGGCCGAGCAAAGGAGAGCAAAGAGGCGUCUCCUUGAUUGACUGCUGGGGCUACAACAUGACCGCCUCCCACGAGUUCAGUGGCCCCAUUGUGUCGAUCACUGCCGGCUCGGUGUUCAACUGUGGGAUGUUUGCCGGCAACCGGACGGCCUUCUGCUGGGGCGACGAGACCGGGAGCAGCGUCAUCAGCCUCACUCCGAGGAACCUGAGGUUCCGAUCCAUUUCGGCUGGUGGAUUCCAUGUCUGCGGGGUUCUGCAGAACUCCCAGGUCUUCUGCUGGGGAAGGAGCUUGGAAAUGCAGCAGUCUUCUUCGGACAUCUUAGGCCAGGGAGAUGUCAACAUGGUUCCCAUGGAUCCCAUGGUGUCGGUCGCCGGCGGCAGGUUCCAUGCUUGCGGCAUCAAGAGCUUAGAUCGCAAGGUGGUGUGCUGGGGCUUCAAGCUUCAGAACAGCGUGCCCCCACCCAAGGAUACGAGGGUGUACGAGCUCGCAGCAGGGGACUACUUCACCUGCGGUGUGAUUGCGGAGGCGUCACUUCGGCCGCAGUGCUGGGGCACAGGCGGCCCCUGGUCGAUACCGAUGGCGGUCUCCCCUGGGAUCUGCGCCUCCAAUCCUUGCGGCCCGGGAUACUACGAGUUCAUCCAUGCAAGCUUGGGGGGCAAAGUCUGCAAGCCAGCGAAUUCCAGAGUUUGCUUGCCGUGCAGCGUCGGCUGUCCCGAAGGGACGUAUCAGUCUACGCCCUGCAACUCGACGUCCGACCGUGGUUGUGAGUUCAACUGUUCCAGCUGUGCCUCAGCGGAUUGCUCCUCCUCCUGCUCGUCAGAGCAGAGGCCCCGGAGCCACGGGCUGCUUUCUCUCCAGAUGCCGAUCUUCGUCGCGGAGCUCGCCUUCGCCAUCGUCUUCGCGAGCUCGGUAUCUUUGGUCGCGUGCCUCUGCGUUCGCCGCCGGCUACGGAGCUGCUCGUGUUCGGAGCCUGACCUGACUGCGUUGAAGACCAGGGCAUACUCGUUCCACAAGGAGCCGGUGAAGGUGCGACCGGACCUGGAGGAGCUAAAGAUUAGGAGAGCACAGACGUUCACCUACGAAGAGCUGGAGAAGGCGACCGGCGGAUUCGGCGAGGAAUCCCUCGUGGGGAAGGGCAGCUUCUCGUGUGUCUUCAAAGGGGUGUUGAGAGAUGGGACGGUGGUUGCAGUGAAGAGGGCCACCAAAGCGUCGGACGUGAAGAAGAACACCAAGGAAUUCCACACCGAGCUCGACCUGCUCUCCAGGCUGAACCACGCGCACUUGCUCAACCUUCUUGGGUACUGCGAGGAAGGUGGCGAGAGGCUGCUGGUGUACGAGUUCAUGGCCCAUGGAUCCUUGUACCAGCACCUUCAUGGCAAGGAUGCAAGCCUGAAACGGCGGCUGGACUGGGUUCGCAGGGUCACCAUUGCCGUCCAAGCUGCGAGGGGGAUCGAAUACCUGCAUGGGUACGCUUGCCCGCCUGUGAUCCACAGGGACAUCAAGUCGUCCAACAUUCUCAUCGACGAGGAGCACAACGCUCGAGUUGCAGAUUUUGGUCUGUCCUUGUUGGGGCCGGCGGACAGCAGCUCGCCCUUGUCCGAGCCUCCGGCCGGUACUCUUGGCUACCUCGACCCCGAAUACUACAGGCUUCAUUACUUGACCACCAAAUCGGAUGUGUACAGCUUCGGGGUUCUGCUUCUGGAGAUCUUGAGCGGUAGAAAGGCGAUCGACAUGCAGUUCGAAGAAGGAAACAUCGUGGAAUGGGCGGUUCCGCUGAUCAAGGCUGGUGACGUUUCGGCCAUCCUGGAUCCGGCGCUGAAACCUCCUGCCGAACCGGAGGCUCUGAAGAAGAUCGCCGCCACGGCGUGCAAGUGCGUCAGGAUGCGGGGGAAGGACCGGCCGUCGAUGGACAAGGUGACGACGGCCUUGGAGAGAGCUCUGGCGCUGCUGAUGGGCAGCCCAUGCAACGAGCAGCCGAUAUUGCCGACGGAGGUGGUCUUGGGGAGCAGUCGGCUGCACAAGAGGGGAUCACAGAGGUCUUCGAACCAGUCGUGCUCGGAGAACGACACAACCGACGCCGACGACCAGUUGUUGGAGUACAGAGCACCUUCAUGGAUCACGUUCCCCAGCGUGACCUCGUCGCAGAGGAGAUCGGAAGGCGACGCCACGGAAGGGAAGAACUCGGAGGGGAGGAGUCUGGGAAACGGAGGAGCGGGAGAUGGCUUGAGGUGCUUGGAGGAAGAGAUCGGACCAGCAUCACCACAGCAGGAUCUGUUCCUGCAGCACAACUUCUGAUUGCAGUCGAAUGAAUUCUUUUUCGAGUCGACGUUGUUCGUCGUCUUCUUAUCGGAUUGUCUUUCUUCGGAUCGACAGGUGCACUUGUUCUCGGCUCUCAUGCGUGCAUUCUUGUGUUGUCGUCUCCGAACGCAUUGUGUAGUGCAGCUAUUUAACACCAUGACGAACAAUGACGUUCUCAAUUUGAGAUA